This is a messenger RNA of Bemisia tabaci, 1321 nucleotides long. RefSeq lists its product as uncharacterized. Lineage: Eukaryota; Metazoa; Arthropoda; Insecta; Hemiptera; Aleyrodidae. The record is from RefSeq and is a predicted model, not a curated record.
UCACCAUCCAGGUUCAUCGUUUCAUCAUGCAUGUUCUCGUGCAUCUCGCUCAGCAUCUAGAAGUGUUGUGACGAUUCGCAUCUUUUGUUCACGUCUUGUGACCGUAGUGCUCACGUAUCAAAAAGUUUAACUUCGAAUUUCCUCCACGGAAUACAAAUUAAAGUCGGUGGAAAUUUCUAACCGACGUCAGUUCGUUUUUUCGAGGGUAAAAAACACGCGCGCUUCGAAAUCCAGACGGUGUUGAAAAAAUCACUCGGUCGCAUGCUGUUAUCACGUGAAUAGGUCUAUUGUUUUCAUUAAUUUUUAAUCAAUUCUAAAGGAAUCGAUUAGAAGUGAUCGCUGAUUGGUCAGACGAAGGUGACGCGGAAAAUGGUAAAGAUAACAUGGCUACUUCUCGCGGCGAUUGCCUGGCAAAUGUCUCGGUCCUGCUUAUCGAUGAGGUCGUUGAAUUCAUGGGUAUCAAGCAGUCGACGCGGAAGUCGGCGGACACCUCCUCGGGAAAAUGUAAAUCCGAGCCCCUCGGGGUACUUCAGAAGGGUGUUCUCCGGCCUCUCUCGGACAGAGAGUCAAAUGAUGCGAACUCAAACCCAGCCGAAUGUGCCGUACACGUUACCACUACCAUUCAGAUGGAAGAAAAUCGAUAAAAUCAAUAUAAAUGGUGGUGACGUCAUCGUUUGCGGAAGGAACCAGGCUAUCCCUACCUUCAAGACCCACUGGUUAUUGGCGGUGAACGGUUACGAGCUGGUACACGUCAUCAAGAAUGGAAUUUACUUAUAUACCGGUCAAAUAACCAUUGACAAGAGGCUUGACUUACCGGGAAAGUACGAUUACAUUGAUUGCAAUAAUUGUAAAAACCUCGGCAACAGAGGUAUCUCCGGUGAUGAUCUCGCUGCUGUCACGGAAAGGGCGUUCAAAUGGCUCUUUAAAUACACGUUUUUCGACUCUGACUCCUGCUCGAGUUACCACUGGGUCAUGUACUGGGUGUCAGGGAGUCCCCCGACUCCGCGACGAUCCCUUCUGCCGGGCUUCAGCAAGCCCAUGCAUCCUUACUGCCGGCUCAACACCAUCCUCACCGACCCGGAACCAAGGGAGGUGCCGUUCGACCAGAUCAACUUCGCCUUGAUCGGAACUAUGAAUGCUUAUAAUCUCGGCUGGGGCCCCAACACUCGGGCAUCCUGAUCUAGACUCGUUUCAAAGGAAAAGGACCGGAUCACAUUUGGAUUGCAUUUUGCAAAAAGGAACUAGAAGAAUGGAGAUGUUGCAUGUAUGAGGAAUCUGCGAUUUGACUGUUGAUUCGUACGUAAAAGUUCGGUAGAAACAA